This is a messenger RNA of Coprinopsis cinerea okayama7#130, 783 nucleotides long. RefSeq lists its product as hypothetical. Lineage: Eukaryota; Fungi; Basidiomycota; Agaricomycetes; Agaricales; Psathyrellaceae. The transcript is spliced from 8 exons. The record is from RefSeq and is a predicted model, not a curated record. Bases 1 to 783 code for a protein of 260 amino acids.
AUGAAGCUCUUCUCUGCUCUCUCCGCUGCCUUUGCUUUGGCUUCGGCCUCGUAUGUCUUAGCCCUACCAUCUCCACAAUCCAAGGGGAAGGCUGCACCCCCUCCCUCUGUGCCGGAGGGAUUCAACAUCACGAGUCUCAAUCUGAAUGGCUCGGGCUGCCCUCCUGGAUCUACUUACUACGUUCUCAACGAGGAGCGAACUGCUGUAACAGUCACCUUCAGUCAGUAUUACGCGGAAGCAGGACCAGGCAUUCCCAUCAGUGCCAACCGGAAGAACUGCCGACUAACCUUUGGCGUAAAGGUCCCAGCUGGCUUUACCUUUGGAAUUGCCACCGUCGAUUACGUGCGUGUUGACUGGUUCGACCUGCAAGUGCAGUCGACUAAAAACUCAUCCCAAAGCGCGGGUACUAUCAACUCGAUAACAAGGUUACUGCCUCACAGCAAUCCAUGUAUUACUGUCGGUAUCCCUUCUCCUUCCAACGUUACCGUGAUUGACCUCAUUGACCUCAUCCAACUACCAGUCCAGGGUCUCCUGGCCCAAGCCACAGCCCGCUCAGAACUCGUCGGUCCUGUCGAUGGCGCAGACUACCUCUACCGCGAUAAGUUCGAUCUGGCAUCGAUGGUUCUGGCGCCUUGCGGAUCCAGCACGGUGUUGAACAUCCAAACUGACCUACGGGCGAGCAACGCUAAGAAUACAAAGGGAUCUGGGUAUAUUGCGACAGAUUCGAUCGAUACUACGCUGAAGCAGACCUUCAACUUCCAUUGGCAGACGUGCAAGAAGUAA